UAGAUCUUUGUUUUGUAGAUUACAUAAUCUCAAUAAUUCAACAUCACACGUCCAGGCAGUAAUUUUAUCAAAAUUUCAGUAGACCAUGUCCGGCAAUCUGUUCAAAUGGACUGCUCUUGGCCGACAGUCAAGAACAGCCGGCUGGUACACCAAUCGAAGGGUACUCCAUCUGAUGGAUAAUGCUGUUUCCGGGUUUCGUAAGCCUUUUUUCGAGCCAUGGCGACGUCGUAGGCGCUUCGAGGAACACGAAAAAAGAGAGAUCCCAGUACGGCAACAAGUUCCAAGGAUCCGAAAUGUUCGCUACCCGGGAACUAGGGAAAAUCCCUUCCACAGAAAACCCGACUGUCUGCCUGGAAAGGGUGAAGUGCUUGAGCCCACUCGCAUCCAGCCACCCAGGAAUUCAAUGUGCUUCUCAGUAAUCAGGUCCUUCAGUAGCUCAUCUACUGGUGGUGGCUCUGGUGAACCACCGGAAGAUCGUGAGGGAAAGCUAAUCAAGUUCCCGGUGGGUUCUCGUUCUGAAAAAUCAAAAACGGGAAAGGUGGUAGUUCCUCCCACAAAGGAAUCAUUGCAAUCAGAUUGCUUAGCAGGAUUAUCGGGAAAGUCAUCGAUCAAGGAGCUAACUCCCGACAACCAAACUACAAAGGCUUUGGAUCAAUCGGGAAAAGACGGAAAAGCGGAUAACCCAGAAAAUCUUGUACUAAGAUCGUUUGCAGAGCAUCUUAACUCAAUAGGUAACAAUCCCUCAGGAAUCCAAUCCCAGCCACCGGAACGAAGUCAAAGUGGAAGAGAUCCACCAACCGGAAGUAAACCACCGACCAAACCACCUUCGGGACCUAAAAAUCCUUCGGGUCCUAGAAAUCCCUUUCAUCCACCAACGAAAAAAUACAAACAUCCAUUAAAAGGAGCCAAGCCUCCAACGGGCGGUAAGCCUCCUGUUAAACCACCUACACCGAGUAGAUCACCCAGUAAACCGACAGUUAGUAAACCACCCGGUAAAUCACCAACAGCAAGUAAACCUCCCAGAAGACCGCCUACGGGAAGUACACCUCUUAGUAAGCCACCAACAGCAAGUAAACCCCCUAGUAAACCUCCCAGUAAGCAACCAACAAGUAGUAAGCCUCCCAGUAAACCACCAACUGGAAGUAAACCUCCGGUUAAGCCCCCAACAGCAAGUAAACCUCCUGGCCCAUCGCCACCAGGAGCAAAGGCACCAACAGGAGGCCCAGACAAGAAGGGCGGAGCUGGCGGUAAGUCUGGACAGGAUCUGGGUGGUUCAAGAGUUAUAACCCUAAUGCCUGGCGACGGCAUUGGGCCGGAGAUUUCAAUGGCCGUUAUAAAGAUCCUCGAGGCCGCUAAAGCACCUUUAAUCUUUGAACCCGUUGACGUUACACCAGUGAUAAAUAGCAGAGGUCAAACGGGUGUCCCAGAACAGGUGAUCGAGAGCAUGAACCGAACGAAGGUGGGCCUCAAAGGACCCCUGAUGACCCCAGUGGGCACUGGAUUCCGAUCCCUGAAUCUCACCCUGCGUCAGCUCUUCAACCUAUAUGCCAACAUUCGACCAUGUCGAUCUCUUCCAGGAGUGGAAACCAUUUACGGGGACGUGGACAUCGUAACCAUUCGUGAGAACACCGAGGGUGAGUACUCGGGCAUAGAGCACACCCUGGUCAACGGAGUGGUGCAGAGCAUCAAGCUGAUCACCCGGAAUGCCUCGCUCCGGGUGGCCGAGUAUACCUUCCAGUACGCCCUGGCAAUGAAGAGGAAAAAGGUCACUGCCGUGGCCGAAUCCCAGGUCAUGCGGAUGUCCGACGGAUUAUUCCUGCGGUGCGUCCGGGAAAUGGCAGCCAAAUACAAGAACAAACUGGACAAAGCGGGCAUUACCUACGAGGAGUCCACCAUGACCACCGUCUGCCUGAAUAUUGUCCAGGAUCCCAGGCGAUACGAUAUGCUGGUGCUGCCCAACCUGUACGGGGAUAUCAUUUCGGACACGUGUGCCGGACUAAUUGGAGGAUUGGGUCUGACACCCUCGGGAAAUGUGGGCACCAAUGGCGCCAUUUUCGAAUCAGUGCAUGGAACUGCCCCCGACAUCGCUGGGAAGGAUUUGGCCAAUCCCACAGCGCUGCUGCUCUCCUCAGUGAUGAUGCUGCACUAUAUAGGGAUGCAUGAGCACGCGGACAACAUAGAACAGGCCGUUCUUAAGACCAUCAAGGAUGACAACAUCCGCACCAUGGACCUGGGCGGCAAGGCCAAGUGUUCGGAGUAUACUGAUGCUCUAAUCAAGAACCUCAAGUAAAAGGUUUCCAAAAAGGGUUUUCGAAAAGUAUUUUAUAGCCACCUGUCAUUAAUUAUUUUGUAAAACUCAAUUAAAGUUCAGGCUGUCCUUGGAAUGUUGAAUUAAAGAUCUUUAUACCAGAUAAAG
Molecule: messenger RNA, 2416 nt
Organism: Drosophila suzukii
Lineage: Eukaryota; Metazoa; Arthropoda; Insecta; Diptera; Drosophilidae
Biological process (GO): isocitrate metabolic process; tricarboxylic acid cycle
Cellular component (GO): mitochondrion
Molecular function (GO): isocitrate dehydrogenase (NAD+) activity; NAD binding; magnesium ion binding
Source: RefSeq, a predicted model, not a curated record